Pygocentrus nattereri (red-bellied piranha) is the source of this 2366-nucleotide messenger RNA. It is a transcript of the gene porcnl, whose product is annotated as porcupine O-acyltransferase like. Gene Ontology annotation, molecular function: palmitoleoyltransferase activity; Wnt-protein binding. NCBI's taxonomy places the organism in Eukaryota, Metazoa, Chordata, Actinopteri, Characiformes, Serrasalmidae. The transcript has 15 exons. The coding region runs from base 644 to 1984 and encodes 446 amino acids. The record is from RefSeq and is a predicted model, not a curated record. Gene Ontology annotation, cellular component: membrane; endoplasmic reticulum. Gene Ontology annotation, biological process: lipid modification; canonical Wnt signaling pathway; Wnt protein secretion.
CUGAAUCAAGGUUGGUUGAAGUUGUCCGGCAUGCUCCCAUUUCAUCUGCUACUUUUCUGCUAGGUCUCUCUCCGUCGAGCAGAUGUUCACAGCUGUACCAACGGCAUGGAGAAGAUCUCUGGACGAGCUGGAUGAUUUAUCGGAGUCCUGACUUUUUGUCGUACUUCGUUUCCGGGUCGGUCAUCCUAGCGCAGCAGUGUGACUGGAAGAGCGCUAGUGGGGGUCCUGCAUGCACCCCUGCUCCAUUAGCCUGAUAGUGGGACGCUGACGUUUCCACUGCGGGCUGAGAGGAAACUUCCAUGGAUCCAUGGUGGAGUUAGGGAAGGCAUUCCUGUGAUCCCUGUGCCCGAGCCGCAUACAAAGCCCACCCUGGCUAGCCCACCCGUUUACAGAGGCAGCUGCUCAUGCACAGCUAUAAAUUAGCCAGUUUAUUUAAACGCGCCUGUUUCCUGGAUCCCCUCACAGAGACGUGUGGAGAAGAUCACGUUAGUGGAGGAACUUCAUUCAGGCUGACGGCCCAAAAGCAUCAAACAGACACGUGUGAAACUUUAUCAUUAAUCCCGCGUAACGAGGUCCUGUGGGGGGCUCACAGCCAGAGGUGACUACAGCCGCCUAAACCUCGCUGAAGUGGAAGUACGUUGCCAUGGAUUCCUUUGGGCGGCAGGAGUUUUUGCAGUAUUUGGCAGAGGGCUGCAUUUUACCCACAGCGCAGCAGGGCCUGGAGCAGGUGUGGCAUCUACUGCUGGCUUGCUUGCUGUGCCGGAUCGUCUGCAGACUGGGUAUUCCAGUUCAUGUGAAGCAGCUGAGUUCUUUAGCAGGAGGCCUGUAUGUGCUGUAUGUGUUCUUUGAGCUGCACAUGGUUUGGGUGAUCAUACUCAGCCUCCUCUGCUUCCUCAUCCUUUUCCUCUGCCGAAAGUCCAGCAGCCGAGGGGUUUUUCUUUCGCUCGCCAUCCUCAUCUACAUGCUCUUGGGAGAGCUGCAUAUAAUAGAUCCAGAGACUUGGCAUAAGAUGAGGGGCUCUCAGAUGGUGGUAGCCAUGAAGGCCAUCUCUCUAGCCUUUGACCUUGACCGAGGGGCUGUGUCCUCCUUUCCUACGAUGCUGGAGUUUCUGAGCUACGUCUGCUUUGUGGGAACGGUCAUCUUUGGCCCAUGGAUUAGCUUCACUCACUACAGAGAUGCUUUAGAUGGCCGCAAAAUGAGUGUUGCCUGGUUUGGGAAGGUUGCCUUGAGUUUUGUGAAGAGUCAAGUUUGCCUGGUCGUCUCCACCUGCAUCGCUCCUUAUCUCUUCCCUUACUUCAUUCCCAUCUAUGGAGAUGGGCUUCCACGCAGGUGGCUUCAUGCGUACGAGACCGCAGUGUCUUUUCACUUCAGUAACUACUUUGUUAGCUAUCUGAGCGAGACAACCAUUGUAAUGGCUGGGGCUGGAUUUUCUGAGCACAAAGACCACCUCAAAUGGGAUAUAACCGUUGCAAAACCCCUCAAUAUUGAAUUACCCAGAUCAAUGGUGGAAGUGGUCACUUCUUGGAACCUGCCAAUGUCUCGCUGGCUGAAGAAAUAUGUCUUCAAGAGUGCUCUCAAACUCGGUACAUUUCCUGCAAUCUUGGUGACCUACACAGCCAGCGCUCUGCUUCAUGGUCUCAGCUUCCACCUGGGAGCAGUGCUGUUGUCUUUGGGCUUCAUCACUUACGUCGAGCAUGUUCUUAGAAAAAGACUGGCUACCAUCUUCAAUGCCUGCAUCCUAUCUAAACGCUGUCCUAGUGACUGCCAUCAUCAGAACCAAAAGGCUGUGUGGGUGUACGGGACCAACCUGUUCUUCAGUGCAUUGUCCAUUUUUCACCUGAUAUAUCUGGGCUCGCUCUUUGACCUGGAUGCUGAGGAUGAGAAGGUUUACAUGGCUAGUUACACCAUUCAGAAAUGGUCAGAACUGAACUGGGCCAGCCAUUGGGUGAUGUUAGGGAGCUGGGUCUUCUAUUGGCUCAUUUAAAGAUGAGUGUGAAAACACGGAUCAAGACGAUGACCCUUUUCCCUCCUACAACAGAAAUCCUGGCAGAUUUUAAGCAGAACUACAGCAGGGGAUGUAGGGAUCCUGAGGGGGUCCUCAGGGAUCCUGAGUUGCAGAGAUCGCUUGAGCCACGUCAUUCCUGCUUUCAUGCUUUAUAUUGACACUGUAAUACACAUUCUUCAUAUUUACUCCACCACAUACUGUAUACUGUAGACCUGAGACAUCUAGAUGAAAUAGGUGAAAAUGCCUUACUUGUUUUUGAUACAACUUUUUAUACGUUACCAAAAUAGCUUACGUUUCUGUAAAGUUAUUUAUUGUUUUCUAAUAAAAUCUGUUAGACAGGUCUUGUGUGUUUGGUUCUAGA